Blastomyces dermatitidis ER-3 is the source of this 348-nucleotide messenger RNA. RefSeq lists its product as uncharacterized. The transcript is spliced from 2 exons. The record is from RefSeq and is a predicted model, not a curated record. The coding region runs from base 1 to 348 and encodes 115 amino acids. NCBI's taxonomy places the organism in Eukaryota, Fungi, Ascomycota, Eurotiomycetes, Onygenales, Ajellomycetaceae.
AUGUCAUUCCUCUUCAAAUAUUCUGCGGUCCUGCGGAUCACCAAGGCGCGUGAGCGCUGUCACAGAUUGGAGAGAGAGAAGAAGAAGGCAUUCAAGCACAGAGAGACAGAUUGCAAGACAUGUUAUAAUGCCUUGAAGAGGCUCUGUAAGAAACAGGAGCUGACAGAGAAGGAGGGGAUUGAGGCCUUAUUCAGGUCUCAAAUGCACUUCAUGAUCCAGGACAUUGAGGAGGCAGCCCUGCUCUCUGAGUAUGCCAAUCUGCUUAUCACUGGGGUGAAACCUGAGACAGCAGACCAGAAAAUACAGGAUUUUGAGGUGCAGGUUGACCUGACUGAGGAGGAGCAGUGA